UGAAUCAGGGACCUCAGUUAAGGAGGGUUGUCCCGUACGUCCAGAGAUUGUGGAUUGUUGUUAUAUACAUUCCAUGUUUAAAGAAGAAAGUGCUGAAGUGAUUAGUAAAACUUAUUUACUUUGUGGACUGGAAGUAAUUUAUAUACAGUGUGGAAAAAUAUGGGAAAAUAUCAUGACACAACAUAGACGUCAAUAAUGGUAGGGGCCGCCUUAACCGUCUUGUCUCUGGAAGGCUGAUUUUUUUGGGAGAUUUGCCACACAGACAGAGUUUAGUGCCCCCUUUGUAAGGGUAAAACGUAUGUCAUUGCAAAUUCCUCAGUCACUAUGCAGCACUGCCUAACACCUAGCUAUCAAGAAGUCCCUCGAGAAACCUUGAUAAUUGACAAAUAAUUUGAAAAAUAAUUUGAUUUAGGAAGUCAAUCUUUUAUUUGACCACAUACCAAGGGCUCGUCAGGUUUUCUUUACAGCAUGUUAUCAAUUAUUAAUUCCACCCAAAAACAACGUCCACACACAAACAGAGGCGCGUAAACGUAAAUUAUGACGACAAUUCCGGGCCACUGUGAUAAGGCGCAGUAUUGGUAUUUAAAGACUGAAACCAAAAAGUAGACCGCCAACUGUAAUCGAGUCUCUAAGAUUUUCCUGAAUGGAUUCACAUUCAUAGGAAUUACUCAUUAUACUGUAAUUUACUGUUACUGGACUCUGUAUAUAUACACACCAAGACAUCGUUAUUAAACCAAAAAAGAUUAGACUUGCAACAUGGUUUUAAUUUUUCUUCUAGUUCAGUUGUCAUUCAUAGCUCUUUCCCCUGGAGCCCCAAUGGCGGGUGCCGGAAUUGGACUACAUAACUUUUUCAAUGUCUACAUUGGAAUGAGCCCACCUCGCUAUGUGUACAGCAGUUCCAACCAACCUAAGGUGCAGAUAGUGCGACAGCAACCGGACGACGAGCGGCACCCCAAACCAUGGACUUUUGAGUCGGAUAUGACGUUAACGCCCUCCCAGAGGAUGGCAAUAAACAGAGACAUUUUCCGGCGACGGAUGGGGAUUCCGAACAGGAAGCGAAAAAUUGUCUCGGAUGAAAGAUAUUACUGGCCCAAUGGCAUUAUACCUUUUGAGACCAAAAAUCUGGAAUUCACAGUAUCCUCUGACUUGAACACAGCCAUUAAUAUGUGGGAGAAAUUAACAUGCAUAAGAUUUGUUGGUCGUACUAGAACAAACCAAAAGCAAUACCGAGAUUAUGUCAUAAUUCAACAAACUUACGAUGGCUGUGAAUCAAAUGUUGGUCGCAUUGGGGGACAACAGGUUGUUAAUGUCUCGAACGGAUGCGGGGCUGGUAGUAUUGCACAUGAACUCGGACACACCUUUGGAUUCGUCCACGAACAGUCUAGGUCGGAUCGGGAUCAACAUAUACUCAUUGUCGAUAACAACAUCAUUCCUGGCACCGAAAAGAACUUCCAGAAGUAUUCCAACAAGAAAGUUUACACCUACGACUUGUCAUACGACAUUGGGUCCUUAAUGCAUUAUAGUGAUAAGGCAUUUUCUAGAGAUGGCCAAUCCAAGACUAUCUUAGCACGUGACACACUCGUUCAGUCCUGGAUGGGACAGAGAGAUGGACCAAGCUUCCUAGAUAUCAAACUGGCCAACGAGGCGUAUCAGUGCGAUAGGCACUGCAGAACAAACUUUGUAUGUCAGAACGGUGGAUUUAUUGGACCAAACUGUAAUUGCAUUUGUCCCUAUGGGGUCAGUGGGUUCACGUGUGACGAGGUGGCACCAUCUACACCAAAUUGUGGUGGAACUUUUCGGAAAGAAAACGGAACAAUUCUCUCGCCCAAUUACCCUAACGACUACUAUAGUAACGCCGAAUGCCAUUGGUUGAUCGAGGGUCCAUUUGAGUUUUUAAAACUUACUAUCCGUGACUUUCAUUCGGAAAGUGAGUACGAUGUCCUUGACAUUCGAGUGUACGGACCGGAAAGGGUCGGGCAAAUGAUUUCUGGGAAUAAUAUCGGAGAGAAGAUUAUCUACUUCAGCAGCAAUAAACUACUGCUUCAUUUUACCUCGGACCAGAACAGUAACUUCCGAGGAUUCCGAAUUGAUUAUACCAGCAUCCACAGCAUAGAUAUUGACCGUCAUCACUGACGUAUAUUUCAGUCACGUGGUAUGCCAGAAUCGAACCUAUGACAUACUAUGAUGCUUUAUUAUAAUAUGAACGCUAUUUCAUAUGAUGCUUAUGUUUUGCAAUGAAUCUCAAAAGCAUGUGCAUUUUGUUAACUUAUUUAUUUAUUUUUUUACACUUAUUUCUUUGUUGCAAUAAAA
Saccostrea cuccullata (small rock oyster) is the source of this 2310-nucleotide messenger RNA. Its product is annotated as blastula protease 10-like. The record is from RefSeq and is a predicted model, not a curated record. Gene Ontology annotation, molecular function: zinc ion binding; metalloendopeptidase activity. NCBI's taxonomy places the organism in Eukaryota, Metazoa, Mollusca, Bivalvia, Ostreida, Ostreidae. Gene Ontology annotation, biological process: proteolysis. The transcript has 10 exons. The coding region runs from base 757 to 2133 and encodes 458 amino acids.